Messenger RNA from Fusarium falciforme, 897 nucleotides. RefSeq lists its product as hypothetical. NCBI's taxonomy places the organism in Eukaryota, Fungi, Ascomycota, Sordariomycetes, Hypocreales, Nectriaceae. The record is from RefSeq and is a predicted model, not a curated record. The transcript has 2 exons. Bases 1 to 897 code for a protein of 298 amino acids.
AUGCCUUGCUUCGUUGCUCAGAUCUCGAAGGUCAGCCCAAGAGAGGUACGUCCUGCCCUUGACAUGCUUGGAUCUGGCACUGAGGUUGAAUGCGGAAAAGACACACCAGGCUGGAUUCGUCUUGCUCAGGAGCAGCAUCUUGAUCCGAGGCACAUGAUAGCUCCCCGCUGCACGGCGAUAGCGUGGUCAUGCCUCAUAUACAGAGCGCGCCGUAUGUUUCGUGUCUGGAAAGAAAUCCAGCACAAGUCUCUGGCCGGUGAAGACAUCGAGGAACUGUUGGGGCAGCUUGCUGAGGAGCAAGACCAAUACCGUAAGGCCGACCGCCUCUCCCCAAGACAGCUUGUCCGUUGUCGGAUAACUAAAAGAUCAUUAGAGCGCCUCCUUCUCCAGACAAGCCAGACUUUUGGGAUUGACCAACCGGACAAAUCCUUCCAGAGGCAUCUCCUGCCCAGCUGGAGGACUCUUCUAGGACCUGAGGACGACGCCAUCUUCGCCGAGGAGAUGAAGCGCGACUGGGUAUCACUCUCGCAGCCACAAAAGCUUGAUCAAAUGGUCGGCCGCAUGCUCGCAACCAGGAUUGGACGAUGGGUCUUUAGACCGUUCUUGGCCGGAAAGGAGAAGAUCGGGGGGACCACGAUGUACGACUACCACGAGGGUCUCAUAAAAGCCCUGAUUUUGGUUGGUUUCAGCUGCAUUAUCGGUGUCUUCGCAUGUGCUCCCGUGGCCAUCCAGUCCCUCAAUGUCAACUCAGUUGCGGGAGAGGUAGCUACGUACCUUGUGUUCAUGAUCGUCUUUGCCUGGCUGAGUCAAGCCCUUCUCCGCGGAGACGAGAAGAUCCUUUUGACCUGCCUUGCGUACGCUGCCCUCAUGGCGACUGUGAUGAGGCAGGGCGAGUAG